Messenger RNA from Malania oleifera, 810 nucleotides. RefSeq lists its product as uncharacterized. The transcript is spliced from 3 exons. The coding region runs from base 1 to 810 and encodes 269 amino acids. The record is from RefSeq and is a predicted model, not a curated record. NCBI's taxonomy places the organism in Eukaryota, Viridiplantae, Streptophyta, Magnoliopsida, Santalales, Ximeniaceae.
AUGGUCGCACACUCAGAUGAUGAGAAAUUGAUGAUGCACUACUUUCAAGAUAGCUUGACUAGAGCAAUUAUCAGAUGGUAUAUUCAGCAAGAUCGAGCUCGAAUUUGCACCUGGAAAGAUCUGGAAAAUGCUUUUAUAGCUCAGUACCGCCAUGUGACUGAAAAGGCACCUAAUCACAUGACCCUACAUAGUAUGGAAAUGAAGCCUAACGAAACGUUCAAGGAAUAUGCGUACAGAUGGAGGGACAUGGCCAUCCAAGUGAGCCCUCCAGUAAAAGAUAGGGAGGCUAUGUCCUUAUUUGCUAGCACCUUGAAGGAGCCAUACUUCAGACAUUUUCUAGGGGUGACCCCUCAUGAUUUCGUGGACAUAGUGUCGAUAGGGGAAAGGAUUGAAAUAGACAUCAAGAUAGGCAAGGCUAAGGGCUUAGGUCCAGACUCAUAUUCAAGUAAGAAAUGGGAGUUGUCGCAAGCUGAAGGAGGGCUCGGGGCUGCUUCGGGGAGAUGUGGUGCUGUGAUAGAGGCCGGAGCUGGUGCUGUGGAAGAUGGUAGGGCUCUCGGGUCCUGCUGUAGUUCUGGGAGGAGAAGUUUCUGGUGCUCCAAUGGAAGGAAAGGCAGAGGAUCCGGCGCUGGUGUGCCUAUCUCGUGGCUGUGCUGGUAUGCCAGCAGCAGGGGGGAGCUGGUUCGUGGGCUGGAGAAGACACACGACUGCUGUGGCUUUGAGAGGUUGCAGAGAGUAGAGCAGAGGGGCAGAGGGAAAUUUGGGAAGAGGGAGAUUGACCAGGGAGCAGGGAGCUGGGAGUUGAGAGAAUAA